AUGGCAGCCGGCCGGACGGAGGCGCAGGACCACCCGCCCGAGAACGGCUUCACCCCUCUGGAGCACCCAGUGCCCCGGCUGCUGCCGCACAUCGACGGCUUGGUCCUGCCGUCUCUGGGGGGGUUUGGGAAACAUCAGAAGCAGCUGGUGGUCCUGACCUGGAUACCGGCAUUGUUCAUCGGCUUUAGUCAGUUUUCGGAUUAUUUCCUACUGGCUCAGCCCAAUGGGACGUGUGUGCGACCCCUCACCAACGACAGUAACUGGACCUCUGCAGCCCCGCCGCUCACCGGUGGCGCGCCGGCACUGCAACUCAAAGUCAACGGCACCGAGGGGGGUACGGCACCGAGGGGGGUACGGCGGCGGCGGCGGCGGCGGGGCGGGGUGCUGUGCGACUGCAAGGAGUGGAGGCUGGAGCUGCACACGGGACUUAGUCAGAAUGUGGUUACCAAGUGGAACCUGGUGUGUGACUCAGCCUGGAAGGUGCACAUUGCCAAGUUCUCUUUGCUGGUGGGCUCCAUAUUUGGCUACCUAGUGAUGGGUGUCAUGGCUGACUGGUUUGGUCGGCACCCGGUCUUGAUUCUCUCGGUGCUUUUCAUGCUGGUGUUUGGUCUGAGUGUUGCCUUCUCUGUAAACGUCACCAUGUUCAGCACCUUGCGCUUCUUUGAGGGUUUCUGCUUGGCGGGCCUCGCUCUCUCCCUCUACGUGCUCAGGAUCGAGCUUUGUUUACCAGCCUGGCGUUUUUCAAUGACCAUGGUGGCCAGUUUUCUGAUGGUGGCCGGCCAGCUACUGAUGCCAGGGGUGGCCGCUCUGUGCCGCAAUUGGCCGGACCGUGAUGACUGGCAGGUCCUGCAGAUUGUCAUAAUCAGCCCUUUCGUUCUGAUGCUGCCCUACGUCUGGCUUUUUCCAGAGUCGUUGCGCUGGUUGCUGGCCACCCAGCACUAUAGGCGGUCCAAAACCAUGAUGCUGCGUAUCGCCAAGAAGAACCAGGUUAACAUGACAACCGAGCCCAAUGGAGUUCUGGCAGAACUGGAGCAGGAGCUGCACAAGAAACCCCAGCCGACCUGUAUUGUCAAGAUGAUGAGUACCAGGAACCUGUGGAAAAACAUUGUGGUGCUGUGUGUCAACUCGCUGACAGGUUACGGGAUCCACCACUGCUUCGCCCGCAGUAUGAUGGACCCAGAGGCCCAGCCUACCGCUUUGUGCCACGCCGACUAUUACACGAUGGCUGGCAUCGCUGUGGCGACCUGCCUGGCGGUUUGCCCCGCGGUGGGGUUGAUGGGUCGGCGUGGGGGGCUGCUCACCUUCAUGAUCAUUACAGCACUGGCAUCACUGCUACAGCUGGGUUUGCUCAACUUGAUCGGCAAGUACAGCCUUCGCCAUGACAUAGUUCUGCGAGACACUCUGAACAGGAAAUUCUCGGUGGCUUUCUCCAUCAUCGGCAUGUUCUCCUCUCACGCAGUCAGCACACUCAGCAUAUUCUUUUGUGCUGAAAUCACCCCUACUGUCAUCAGGGGUGGAGGACUGGGUCUGGUCCUGGCCAGCGCCGGGUUCGGCAUGCUCACCGCACCCAUCAUGGAGCUCCACAACCAGAAGGGCUACUUCCUGCACCACGUGAUCUUCGCCUGCUGCACCCUGCUGUGCAUCAUCUGCCUGCUGCUGCUGCCCGAGCCGCGGGGCCAGCCACUGCCGGAGAGCCUGGCCGACGGAGAGACCUUCACCCGACAGACGCUGCUCCAUCCAGGGGAGCAGCACCUUCUUCUCGCCAAGACCGAUGGUGACUACUCCCGCGUCCACGACACGCCGUUACACCUCACAACCACUGGGGGCGCUACAGUGGCAGCAGCGACCGCUCUGGCAGCGGUGCCGGCCUCGUACGCCCUGGCCACUGGUGGGGAGGUGAUUGGAAAUCGUGCCAUAGCCAACGGGGUGUGAGCAUCCUAGCAAUAGUCUACUAUUGUGUUAAUUGUUGCUUUAGCAUUAAUCUGAACUGAAUGGUUAUUGAACUUGUGUAAAAAAAACAACUUUUAAGGGACGAAAAAAGAUUCUUUCGGAUGAACCAGAUGAACACUUUUAACAGUGAGCCUUGAGACGGUGACGAUAAUAAAUUUGUGUAGUUUGUAGUGACUAUGACUCAUUCAGGAGUUGCCAAAAAAAUAUUGGACUAAGUCUAUCUGAAGUCAGUGUGUGUUAAAUAAUAUGAAAGUCUUGAGUGGUGUUGGUGAUUUUCUUUCACUGCCGUCCGCUCCGACGAGAAUGAAGAAGCAGACGCAGGCCAACUGGAGCUGACUAGCUUUGAUAUAACGUGUGCUCGUGUUUGCAGUUUUGACUCGUUCACUGCAUCUUAUAAUUCUUUAAAAGUUAUUUUUGCACUAAAUCUCAGAGACACAAUCAAGUGUUUGUGAUUUUCAGCCAACUUGUUGGAGAUCCAGGGA
Anoplopoma fimbria (sablefish) is the source of this 2432-nucleotide messenger RNA. RefSeq names its product solute carrier family 22 member 23 (gene slc22a23b). Gene Ontology annotation, cellular component: membrane. Gene Ontology annotation, molecular function: transmembrane transporter activity. The transcript has 10 exons. The record is from RefSeq and is a predicted model, not a curated record. The coding region runs from base 1 to 1932 and encodes 643 amino acids. NCBI's taxonomy places the organism in Eukaryota, Metazoa, Chordata, Actinopteri, Perciformes, Anoplopomatidae. Gene Ontology annotation, biological process: transmembrane transport.